UCUUCUCCUUCUAGAAGUGGUAAAUUGAUCCUCCUGGAACAGGGCUCAUUCCCUGGAGGCACUGCUUAUAAUCCCUCUAUCCUCCAGCAGACACUGAGACACCUUCACCCUAUCUCUACUCGUUCACUCACUUAUGGCUAUUGUAGAGGAGAACAACUCUCCUCCCAGGAAGAUCAGACACUGUCAGAGAAACUUCAGUGCUUUCUGGGGCAAAUUCAGAACUGUCACAUGGACAGCUCCAGCUUACCCUUGUGCCAAGUAAACACCACUGCUCUUCUUUGCACACAGGAGCCAGGUAAUAAAAGUUUAUAUUAUUGAAUAGGAUUAUACCUAUAACUGAAGACUGGGAAAAUUCAUAUCAUUUUCCAGUUCACAAACCCAUGAAAAUCUUCAAUAACUCCAGCACCAUCACUGGCUUCAUCCUCCUGGGCUUCCCUUGCCCCAAAGAGGAGCAGGUUCUCCUCUUUGUGCUCUUCUCUGUUGUCUACCUCCUGACCCUCAUGGGCAAUGGUUCUAUCAUCUGUGCUGUGCACUGGGAUCAGAGACUCCACACCCCCAUGUAUAUCCUGCUCGCCAACUUCUCCUUCCUAGAGAUCUGCUAUGUCACCUCCACUGUCCCCAACAUGUUGGCCAACAUUCUCUCUGACACCAAAGACAUCUCCUUCUCUGGGUGCUUUCUUCAGUUCUACUUUUUCUUCUCCUUGGGUUCUACAGAAAAUUUUUUCUUGGCUAUUAUGGCAUUUGAUCGAUACCUCGCCAUCUGCCAGCCUCUACACUAUCCAACCAUUAUGACUGGAUGUCUCUGCACCAAUAUUGUGGUUGGUUGCUGGGUACUUGGAUUCCUCUGGUUCUUGAUCCCUAUCAUCAUCAUGUCCCAAAUGUCCUUCUGUGGUUCCAGGAUUAUUGACCAUUUCCUGUGUGACCCAGGUCCUCUUUUAGCACUCACUUGCGAAAAAGAUCCUGUGGUAGAGCUCAUCUUCUCCAUUUUAAGUCUUCUACCCCUCAUCAUUCUCUUUCUCUUCAUCAUAAUGUCCUAUGCUCUGGUCCUAAGAGCUGUAUUAAAGGUCCCUUCAGCAGCUGGGAGAAGAAAGGCUUUCUCCACCUGUGGGUCUCACAUGACUGUGGUUUCACUGUUCUAUGGUUCAGUACUAGUCAUGUAUGGGGGCCCAGCAUCUGAGCAUGAAGCUGGAAUGCAGAAGAUUGUGACUCUGUUUUAUUCUGUUGUGACCCCCCUUCUCAAUCCUGUGAUAUAUAGUCUUAGGAACAAAGAUAUAAAAAAGGCCCUGCAGAAAUUUCUGGGAAUAUAAAAAGUGUUAAUCAGCAAGAAUCUUGGAAAAUUAUGAGGCAAGAUACUAAGAACCUAGGAAAAUUCCUAGGCAAGUGGAAUUGGGAAACUGAAACAAGAGAAUUAAACAAGGCAAACAAUUUGAACAGCUUACAGCCAGCUGUUGAAUCACAAGACCUUAUCUCCCACUUGAGGAGCAAGGACACUUGAGAGCAAAUGGUUCAUACCUCUCCUCCCUAACCAGAGAAUUCAUAGCUUAAAUCACCCUAGUUACGGAAGUAGAGAACAGAAACCCAAUUAAUACCAUUUGUGCCAACUAAAUCCAAGGGCAGAGAAAGUCAUCAAAACAAAUAACAAAAAUUCCAUUAGAGCUACAUGGACCCAAGAUAAAAGUAAAUCAAUACAGCAGACCAAAGAACAGUCCCAAACUCUUCUAUAUGACCAUUUUGGUGCAUCAGCAUAUUAAAAGUGUACUUGGAAAGCUUAUGAAUAUUCUGCUAAAACACUCCCCUGAGAUUCUCACCUGAAGAAGAGACAUUAAAAAAUCUCAAGACAAAGACUAGAUGCAAACUCUCUCUAGAGCAUCCAUUCCCCUUCUCGGGCAUGAACAUUUUACUUCUCUUAAACUCUGGGUCCCCAUGAGACUUGAAACCAGAGGAGUAGUUGGCAGUGGCAACUUGUCCCAGGCUUACCCCCUAAUCCUGUCUUAAGGCCCUCUUUCUCUGACUUCCCAGUGAGCCAACAGCAGCCCUGCCUUGGCUCACUCUUUCCUAUAAUGUUUCUAGAGGGUCAAAGCAGAGCACCACCUGGGCUCUCUCCUGUUGCUCCUUCUACCCUAAGCCCUUCCUUUGUUUCACUGUCCCCAACUUUAAUAAACACAUUCUCAAAAUCA
Molecule: messenger RNA, 2177 nt
Organism: Phyllostomus discolor (pale spear-nosed bat)
Lineage: Eukaryota; Metazoa; Chordata; Mammalia; Chiroptera; Phyllostomidae
Product: olfactory receptor 11G2-like
Exons: 4
Coding region: 381-1307 (308 amino acids)
Biological process (GO): G protein-coupled receptor signaling pathway
Cellular component (GO): membrane
Molecular function (GO): olfactory receptor activity; G protein-coupled receptor activity
Source: RefSeq, a predicted model, not a curated record